Exophiala xenobiotica is the source of this 2092-nucleotide messenger RNA. RefSeq lists its product as uncharacterized. Bases 1240 to 1866 code for a protein of 208 amino acids. The transcript is spliced from 2 exons. The record is from RefSeq and is a predicted model, not a curated record. Lineage: Eukaryota; Fungi; Ascomycota; Eurotiomycetes; Chaetothyriales; Herpotrichiellaceae.
CGGUCUUGCUUCUUGGAAAUCCAACGUUAACACAACAUUCUACAUGCGAAAAAUGCAGCUAAACAUAGGAUACGACGGGGUGUACGGUCAUGGCGAUGGAUGAUAUUGCGGCGGCAAACACUCGCAGUGGGCGUGUACUGAAACACGAACUGUACCCAACCCCACACGCAAUGGCAAUGAUAUCCCUUUGCCUCUUCUCCUUGACUCUUUGGACUGACAAUCUUCACACCUCCUGUCGUCUGCGAAAAUGAGUACAACUCGCGAACUUCCCGAUCAUAUCUUGCAUGAAACGAUUUCCAUGAUCAUCGAUUCAACACGAUCAAAAGGCUGGCAAAUAUCGCUAAGAUUAGUCAAUCACCAAUUCAAUGAAGCCGUGCUGGAUGUAUACUACUUGCGGAAAAGACUUGUGGCCAGAACCAGAGACCACUCACUCGAUUGCGUCAAUCCAUGCUACAACGGGUUCUGCCAAAGUAGAAUGGCUUCCCAACUGAAAGAAUUCUACGCGGCGCGCUUCACCUUCCAAAGCUUGCUUGCAAUCCGACACUUGGAUGGCAACCCCGCGCACGCUCAUCAGCUCCUACGGCAGUGGCAAGCCACAAUCACGAUAUUGCGAGGAGUGGAGAGCCUCAAACAGCUCGAUUUAGAGCGAGUCCGAUUCUUCUCGACCUGUAGCGACAAUCCGAGCUUUAAUGAUGCCCCCAGCGCGAUUCUUUCUGACUGGGACCACAAUUUGCGUCAAUACUGGUCGAUGGUAGAGGAGAGAGUCCUUGUCGUUCAGAUGGGUUCCAGAUCCACCCUCCUGCGUUCUGGGUGGCUCUCAGUGCAUGCGUGCUGGGAGACAUUCAACUGUUUGAGACGUACAGUAGCAGAAUGACACUACCAGUCGAAAUUUCCUCCCGGGUAAGCACUCCGGAUCUGUUCAUCGCAAAACAGCCUGUCAACCUAUUGAAAGUGGCGAUAAAGCAUGCGAGAACCGGCAUAAUAAGCCGUUUGCUUGAGCAACAUCCAAAUCUAAUGUCAGAUGACCAUUCACCUCUACGAAGAGCCAUAUUCUCCAACAACAACCAAGUCCUGAAAGCUCUACUCGAGUAUACGCCGCACAACUUGCCCGACCUGCUGACUGAUGCCUUGAGUCAUUAUUGGACACUGCUCACUCAGUCUAACAACGGCUCAGAGACGAUCAGAUAGUUGUCACGGCAUUUCAGCCCCCUUUCUGCAAAAUCACGUACUUGGCUUAUCAUGCAGUCAUGUGCAGUGGGUGACGUAACGCUCUUGGAAGAGUUCUCGAAAACGGAAUCGCUCUUCAGUCAUCGCAUUGACGACGCCAGCGGUCGCAUACCAACAUACAUCCAUUUCGCUAUCCGCUGCGGGAAUAUUGACAGUUUGCGCUUCUUGUUCGAUCAUGGGGUUCUCGAAUUUCAGCGUCGACAGUCGGUGUGGAUGGCGACGGAACAGGCUAUGUCAUUCAAUCAGAUAGACUGCUUUCGAGAACUGUACCAGCGGUGUGAGGAAUCUCGAUCGGCACGCUUCUUCGAGUAUCUCGCAAAGGCAGAAAAUGCAGAAGAAAUGAUGGCCGAGCUCAUCUGUACUAGUAAAGACAGGGACCUCAUUUUUGAACCGUUGGGCGAGCCGGAUAACCCAAUACCGUCAGUUGCUCAAAGAGCACUGCGGAAUGCUAUACAACGUCUCAGAGCCGGAAAUGUCCAGUUCCUCCUCGACGCAGGGGUAUGCGUAUCCGGUUGGCGGCUGCUCGAGGACUCCUUUGAGAUCCAAUGGCCAUAUUACAACCUGAACCGAGAUGCGUUCCAACGCAAUCAAGUGGUGCUCGAUACUUUCGGCUUGCCAAAAUUGAGGAUAAUUGUGUAAUGCGACAAGACUACUGGUCCCAAACGGGUGCCAAAGUAAGGUGUAGUGUCCGCGCUGGAUAUCGGAGUCUCAUGAGCAGUUGCGAGCUUCCUGUGUCAUAGCCCUGAGACGGCGUUUCAACCAUGCUGCUAUGAGGCUGGGUCACGUGCGAGGCUGGAGCAGCUAGGGGCAGUUGAUAGCUGUUCUGACUGCUAGGUGAAGGAAGUUGGAUCAUACUGUUUCGAAG